AUGGCGACAAAUGACGAAGUGACGGCUAGUGAGGAGACCAAGAACCACGCCAUUACUGCUGAGGCAGCUGUCAAAGCAAUCAAAGCCGGUCAGAAAAAUGAUGUCGACAUUGCGGCUCAGAUCAUUGCCGAUUAUGCGGAUCAAGGAGACGGUGAGAGCUGGUCUCUAGAGGAAGAGAAGAAAUUGAUUCGCCGGGUUGACUGGCGACUCAUACCUACGCUCUUCAUAUGUGCGACGCUUUCUGGCCUCGACAAGACUGCUAUCUCCGCUGCUGCCAUUUAUAACAUCAAAGGUGAUUUGAACCUAACCGGAGACCAAUACUCGUGGGUCGGGUCAGCCCCUUUCUUUGGCGGGUUAGCGUUCAUGGGCCCCUCUGCAUAUAUGCUACAAAAAGUCCCUGCUAUACCAUUCUUCGCAUUCAAUGUACUUUGCUGGGGUAUUCUUGAGAUGUGCAUGGCAGCUUGUACAAGCUUCGGGGGACUUUUUGUUUGUCGUUUUCUAUUAGGAGGCUGUGAAGCCCUCUUAAUCCCUGCAGUAACCUUGGUUGUGUCUAUGUGGUAUCGACCCGAGGAACAACCUAAGAGAAAUAGUAUUAUUCUGAACGUUAUUGCCCCAAUAUUAAAUGGAUUCAUCGCCUGGGCUGUGGGAUACUACACUGGUUCUUUCAAGACAUGGAAGAUAAUCUUUUUACUGAUUGGUGGAGUUACAAUUCUUACCGCGCUCAUGGUUUACCUUGUCCUGCCCAAUAACCCACUCGAAGCAAAAUUUCUGACAGCUCGCGAAAAGUAUAUCAUCAUUCAAAGGAAAGCAGCCGACAAUACCGGAAUUGAAUCCAAGACUUUUAAAAUGGAACAAGUUUGGGAGGCUGCCCUGGAUAUCAAGACUUGGCUUAUUUGGAUUGCUAUUGCAGCUUUGCAAGUACCUAAUGGUGGACUUACAACAUUCAACACUAUCAUUAUAUCCGGGCUGGGAUUCGACUCUUUACAGACUUCUUUGUUGGCGAUGCCCCCCGGUGCAAUGAGUACUCUUUCUGGAAUCGCCUUGUCAUAUCUAGCGGCAACUACGAGGAGAUAUCGGACUCCUCUCGUUACCAUGUCGAUUCUACUCCCUCUCCUUGGCGCAGUUCUAUGUUACGCUUUGCCAAGAUCUAAUCUCGCAGGCCAGCUGGUCGGUUUAUAUACAUACUGGGCUCCUUAUGUGACCUUAGUUUCGAUCUACCAAGCGAACGUAGCUGGUCACACCAAAAAAAUUGUUCUAUACGCUUGGUUUUAUAUCGCAUGGGCUGUUGGGAACAUUAUUGGACCGCAGAGCUUCCGCGCAGAUCAAGCCCCGGAAUACACGGGUGGCACUAUCGCUAUGAUCGUAUGCUAUGUGGUCGCCAUGAUAUCCAUUUCUCUGUAUGGUUUUAUCUGCUAUACUAGCAACAAAGGACGGGCUGAAGCGAUUGAAAGUCGUAUGGCUGCAGACCAUGACUGGCUCGAUUUGACGGAUAAAGAGAAUGAGGGAUUCAUAUACACUACAUAA
Penicillium angulare is the source of this 1524-nucleotide messenger RNA. RefSeq lists its product as uncharacterized. Gene Ontology annotation, cellular component: membrane. The record is from RefSeq and is a predicted model, not a curated record. NCBI's taxonomy places the organism in Eukaryota, Fungi, Ascomycota, Eurotiomycetes, Eurotiales, Aspergillaceae. The transcript has 7 exons. Gene Ontology annotation, biological process: transmembrane transport. Gene Ontology annotation, molecular function: transmembrane transporter activity. The coding region runs from base 1 to 1524 and encodes 507 amino acids.